Messenger RNA from Durio zibethinus, 1062 nucleotides. RefSeq lists its product as uncharacterized. The record is from RefSeq and is a predicted model, not a curated record. Lineage: Eukaryota; Viridiplantae; Streptophyta; Magnoliopsida; Malvales; Malvaceae.
CUAUUAGCUCAAAAAAUAAAGAAAAAAUACUAAAAAAAAAAAACUAUAAAACAUAAAAGAAGUAAGUCCAAAUUUCUCUCCGUCACAUAUCUCAGCGGACAAAGCCCAAGCUACUGUUGCAUAAGAGACUCCGAACCUACUUUGAUUCCUUCACCUCCAGAGACAGCAAAUAUUCACCCUUUUCAACUCUCUUACGCCACUUUCCUUCCUUGGAGUACAUUAUUAAUUAUAUCAUUCCAGCAAAGUUCCAGCCUUUCAGACAGGGAGUGACCGGAUCCCAGAAUAUCCAUCCCAUCAAACCCAGUUUUCCCAACUACCUCUUGAUUUAGUCCCUAUUUGUGUGAUUUUUAACCAAAACCCUCCAGUCAAACCAAAUCAAGAUUGAAUUUUUUUUUUUGGCUUAAUUUAUUACAAAGUUUCUGAUCAGGUGAUUCAAGUGAUCAACUUUCUCAGUUUCGCUUUUUCUUUUUUUGUCUUAAAAGAGAUGAAUUUCAGGAGCUUGGAGGAGUUUUGGGCUUUUUAUGUGAAUGAGCACUCAAAACCAGCUACAAGGCGCUGGCACUUUGCAGGCACACUCUCGAGUAUUCUAGUAUUGAUAUAUUCUGUGCUGUUUAAUUGGUGGUUCUUGGUCUGUGUGCCCAUAUUUGGUUAUGGACUUACCUGGUACAGUCAUUUCUUUGUGGAAGGGAAUGUUCCCGCCACUUUUGGGCAUCCAUUUUGCUCCCUUUUAUGUGAUUUCAGGAUGUUUGGAUUGAUGCUUACUAGGAAAAUGGAUAGAGAGAUCAAGAGGCUAGGAAAGAGACCUCUCUUACAGGGCUUCUAAGGUUCUCAUGUAAGACUUUUUCUAUUUAAUUCAUGAUACAAUUACUUGUUAUCUGUUUUUCAAGAUGCUGUAGGCUCUAGUUAAACUCAUGUUGAUUACAUCUUGCUUCUGAUAAUGUUUAAACACGUUUUUCUUAAAUUUAUGAUGAAUAAUUGAGUAGAAUUCCUUGAUGACUGCAAUAAUUAUUUGACUCGGAUGAUUGUCGGUGUAAGCAUAAUUGUGGUCUUUCUGAGUGAUAG